AUGGAGUAUACCACAAAACAGAGACAAUACGUCGAAUUGAUAGGAUCUGGGGGGUGCGCGGAAACGGCGAGUAGGAGGAGAUUAACGCGUAUCGUGCGCCACCGCAAUCUGAUCGUCGUCGUCGUCGUCGUACAGCACCCGUACAGAAUUCGACGACGACGCCGCCGGCGACGCAGGCGACGCAUAAAAGUCGCAAGACGCGGAGGCCACGCCCACCAACCAAUUUCGACCUUCUUCUUCUACGCGGCGCGUGCAUAG
Messenger RNA from Caenorhabditis auriculariae, 258 nucleotides. NCBI's taxonomy places the organism in Eukaryota, Metazoa, Nematoda, Chromadorea, Rhabditida, Rhabditidae. The record is from the annotation of a GenBank genome assembly.